UAGGAAUAAUAAAAUGUGUUAUGGAUCAUGUAGAUUAUCUCUAGAUCAUAGCAUUAAAAGCACAAAAGUCGCGUAGUGCUCGAAAGUAUGUACUCGUUUUCCCCUUGCAAACAGAGUAGAUAAAUAUAGUAGAUGACCUUCAGAUAGUCUGCGGCGACGGGACUGAAACGUACAGAGCCCGCCAUAUGGGGAUUCAAAACAACUUCCGAGCUAAGGCCAAAACAAACAAAACACAAGAAAAUCUCUAACAAGUGUCAACAACUGGCAAAAGAGAAAAAGAUGGUAAGAGAGAAAGCUUUAAUGGACGCUUGAGAGAGUGCUUUUGGGAGACUAUAAUCGAGCUUUGGCUGCCAUAGAGCCAACUUGAAGGCAUGCUCAGGAAUCAGUUCAGUCGACGUUUAGAUUCCUGGCCAGAAACCACCCGAGCGCUAAAAAGUCGCGACACGCGCUAAAAAGAAAGCUGGAAAAUCGCCAGCAGCCACAAACAAACUACAAUAGUUUUUCCUCAGCCUAGGAAAACUAGUGAAAAGGAUCGGGACACUAUGAACUUAAGCGGCCGUUGGAAAUGAUAGUAUGACGCGUGACGGCGAAAUUCCAGCCAUCUUCAAUCCAAAACGCGUGCGAACUCCCUCCGUUGUGGUCACCGGCGACUCCUCGUCGAAUGGACCGUACAAUAACAAUAAUAGCGGCGGCGUGGGAGGCGGUGCCAGUGGUAGCGGCAUUACCGCCGUCUCCAGCUGUGGCUUCAGUAAUGUGCUCAACUCCAGCAAUCCGCAAAUAACCCACCAAGAUUCAAUAUCAUCGAGCCAACAAGAUCCGAAUGAGGUCAUUACCAUACAGGCGGACACACCCACUGGUACACACGGGUCACAGCUUAAUUUUGGAGGCGAGUCCAACGACACACAGACUGGACAACUGGCAAUAGAUCAGCAGGCCAAUGGGCAACCUGGCGAGGAUGCGGAGGUCCGUUUUCGCAAACUCAAGGCCUGCAAAGAGUCCUGCUGCUCCGAGCUGGCCAAGAAGAUGUACUUUGGCGUGUGCGUCACCAUUCUAGUGACUGCCUCAUGGGUGGGCGCUACACACUGCAUCAAGUACAUGUAUUUGUAUCGUGCUCCAUAUGACGAUGAGCUGGACGAUGAUCUAGAUACCUCAUCGAGUCGCGCUGAGCUCAGCACCGAGUUGGAGGAUAUACUGGCCAUAAGCGACUCAUCGCUGCACCAUGUCGAGGACGCCACCGAGAUGUUCAACAUACCACCGCGCCAGCCCGUCUACUUUAAUGCGCCAUUCUUUGCGGCCUGGUUCUUUACCAAUUUCUCCCUACUCUUCUUUCCCAUCUAUAUACUAGGCCUCAUCUCGGCUCGCAAGUGCGACAAACUAAGCGAAAUACUCGCUGAUGUGAUACGAGGAUUUCGGGAGAGAGGCUUCACCAUUGGCCGUUUCCUCAAUCGCUGUCUGUCCUUUUGCAUCCUGUGGCUGGUGACCACCUAUCUGUACACCCUGUCGCUGCACGUCCUCUUUGCCACGGAUGCAUUGGCACUCUUUGCCACAAAUGUUGCCUGUGUCUAUUUACUCUCUUGGGUCAUACUGCAUGAGCAGUUCGUUGGCGUCAGGAUUGUGGCUGUUAUCCUGUGCGACACAGGCAUUGCGCUGCUUGCCUAUAUGGACGGCAUUACGGAGAGUCGCACGUUAGGCGGCGUCGUGCUGGCCACGUUAGCUGCAGCCGGCUAUGCCGUGUUUAGAGUUAUGUUCCGCAAGGUGAUGGGCGAUCCGCCGGUGGCACAAAUCGCAUUCACAUUCACCGCUCUGGGGUUGCUCAAUGCUUUGCUGCUGUGGCCCGUUGUGCUGGCACUGUACCUGACAGGCGCCGAGAAUCUGACAUCAGAAAGCAUACCAUGGAACAUGCUGCUUGUAGCAAGCGUCCUGCUCCUGGUUUUCCACGUACUCAUGCAGUUCAGUGCCGCCGUUACCUACAACAUGUUUGUGACAUUGGGUUUGAUAACCGCUGUGCCCGUUUCUGGUGCACUCGACGUCAUACUGUACAGUGCGACAUUUGCGGGCAUGAAACUCGCCGGCGUUAUUCUUAUAGCCAUUGGCUUUUUCCUCGUCAUGUUCCCCGAAAACUGGCCCGACUACAUAACGCGUCUGCUGCGAAAGAGCGUUCGUGCCAUACUCCGAUACCAAUGUUGUUGUGAAUUAGCUGAAAUUCGCUAUGCUCAUUCGAAGCAUCAUAAUGCUGGGUCACAAUGCGAGAUGGGGUCGCGGCCCUCGGAGCGGUACUUCAACAGGUCAGCAUCCCACCAUUAUCGAUUAUCGGACGGGAUACAUAAGGUCCCAUCUUCGUUCACCCUCUGGCCGUGUGAGAUGACUGACCUAUCGCCAACUACAGCUGGGUUUCUGCAUGGCAGCACCAACGCACACCACCACCAGCAACUUUUACAACAACAACACCACCGUCACCACCAACAACAGCAGCAGCAUAAUCUGCAACGCCAGCACUCGCACACAUCGCUUACCAUGAUCCACCGGCAGAGCAGCAGCCACAGCGUCCAUGGCAGUCGUCGCGGUAGCGGUGGCAUUCGUGCCCCACCUACCGGCACCGGGCGCUUAUUCUCAUACUUUGGCAAUGAGCAUGAGCACGAGCAUGAUCGCAAAAAAUCAGAGACUUCAUUCUUCAAUUUGGGAUUCCGACGCAAGUCUACGGUGGUGUAUUACGCACCUACAGAAUAACCACUGGGCCAAUGAUUAGCCCUUGUGGUGCAGUUUAGCUGUUGCAUAUCAAGUCCCGCAAGCAUAUGAAAUAAGUGCAUCAUACAGUUAACACGCGUUUACAACAUCAAUCAAGCACUUCGGACUUAUUUGGGGCGUAUGUACCACUAUCGUAUCGUAAAAAAGUCCAUGCGAAAGCCCAUGCACACUUAAACAAAAAACAGAGCCACAGCCAGAAACAACCAGAACCAGAACCAGCACGAACAGAAGAGAGCCCAUUAUAUAACUGAGCUCAAAUUUGCCCCUGAAAUUAACUAAGUACUUACUGAUAUACAUGAAAGAGAAAACAAAGAAUCAGAUAAUCGAGAAGAAUUGAAUGAUAUAUCGAAGCCAAUUGUUUUUAGCAAUUAUAUAGUACAUAAAGGUAUAUUAAUAAAUAUUAUUAUUAAAAAUUUUAAAGUAAACCCACACUGCGGCACACCUCGAUAGGGAUACCAAAUACCAAACUCAUUGUUGCAAAAUCCGGUAUAUUAGUUAGUCUAAGGUAUGUUGUUUAUAGAGAUCACGUUAACUUUAGAGACACAUAGAGAAAUGAAUAAAUGGCCCGUUUAGUUGUAAGCUCAUUUUAGCAACUAAAAACGCAGACGAGAAAUCCAAAGAUUAUUCCUAUUUGGUUCGUGGGUUUUGUUAAAGUGUGUUUUUAUUUGAAAGGAAACCGAAACGGAUAUUAAAGUAUUUGUGAUUCUUUUUGUAAUGAUCGUGUGUUGUUUGUUAUUUAGCUAAUUGUUGUCUAUUGUUGCAUUGCAAAUUGAAUGAUCGAAAGCGAUCUUUUUAAAUGUUAGUUGCUGGGGAUUGUCUGAUUGACUCCUAAUGCAUCCUCACAAGCAUUCAACGACUGAGUUGCAUUCGCUUCCUCGCUCGUGGUGACAGACAAGGAGCUCAAAUUAGAGCAUACAAUUUAGCAGCUGCCUACUAUGUAAAUGUAUUAAAAUGUGUAUCCACAUCCAAUAAUUGUUUGUGAUAAUUUUUAAUGAUGUUUGAUAACCAAUUUCAUGAAGCUACUCCUACCCAAAAUGGAGGCAGCAUUUAAUGUAGCCGGGAACUGUAAUUAGAAAUCACAAUGUACUAAUAAAAAGAAAACACUAC
This is a messenger RNA of Drosophila hydei, 3852 nucleotides long. Its product is annotated as putative thiamine transporter SLC35F3. The transcript is spliced from 12 exons. NCBI's taxonomy places the organism in Eukaryota, Metazoa, Arthropoda, Insecta, Diptera, Drosophilidae. The record is from RefSeq and is a predicted model, not a curated record. The coding region runs from base 574 to 2727 and encodes 717 amino acids.